This is a messenger RNA of Porites lobata, 1597 nucleotides long. The record is from the annotation of a GenBank genome assembly. NCBI's taxonomy places the organism in Eukaryota, Metazoa, Cnidaria, Anthozoa, Scleractinia, Poritidae.
AAAAAAGAUAAACUCUAUAAGCAGUUCAUUAAUUCUAGGGACUCAACUACUGAGUUAAAAUACAAACGCUAUCGGAACAAACUGAAUCAUCUUAUAAAAAUUGCUAAACGAAAGUACUAUGAUACAAAAUUUGAGAAGGCUAAAAAUAACCUGAAAGAAACUUGGAAACUAAUCAAUGAUGUAAUCAACAAACCGAGCAGAAAAGCAGCUCUGCCAAAUUCCUUUUUCUCUGUUGGAAAACUGUUAAAUGAUCCACAAGAAAUAGCUAACUGCUUUUGUAAGUUCUUCACCAACAUAGGUCCGAAUUUAGCAAGGAAAAUUCCAGACACACAAGUAUCUUUUCGUAGUUUUCUUGGCGUUUCUGUUAAUGAGUCGCUUAUCUUAAAUCCAACUAAUAUUUCGGAACUAAAUCAAAUAUGCAACUCUUUUAAAUCUGGAAAGUCGCCUGGAUAUGAUAACGUUUCAAUGGAUAUAAUAAAAAGCACCUUUGAUCUCAUUUCUCAGCCUUUGGCCAAUGUAAUCAAUUUGUCUCUUAUUAAAGGAGUAUUUCCUGAUGAACUGAAAAUUGCUAAACUGAUUCCGGUAUUUAAAGCUGGUGAUUCCCAGUAUUUCACUAACUACCGUCCAAUUUCGCUUCUUUCUAAUUUUUCUAAAUUCUUUGAAAGAGUUAUGCACAAUCGUAUUACAAAUUUUUUAGAUCGUUUAGAUAUCUUAUACUGUUGCCAAUUUGGAUUUCGUAAAAAAUAUUCUACAGCGCUGUCUUUAAUUCAUCUUAUUAAUAAAAUUGCAACUGCUAUUGACAGAAGCGAAUAUACAGUUGGCAUAUUCUUAGACUUAUCAAAAGCAUUUGAUACUUUAGACCAUCAAAUACUCUUGUCUAAGCUUGAGCAUUAUGGGAUUCAUGGGCUAGCACUUAGCUGGUUGAAAAGCUAUUUGUCAAAUCGCGUGCAGUUCGUCCAGUACAAAGAGACUUGUUCUAUUAGGCUGACUCUGAGCUGUGGAGUCCCUCAAGGUUCUAUAUUAGGACCAUUAUUGUUUGUUUUGUAUAUCAAUGACCUCCCUUGUGCUACUCGUCUUGCUGAAACUAUGCUUUUGCAGAUGAUACUAGUGUGUUUUAUUCUAAUCCCGAUUUAAAUUGUGCUAUUUCUGCCGUAAAUAAUGAUUUAUCUCAAAUUGAUCUUUUUAUGAAAGCAAAUAAGCUCUCUGUUAACAUAACGAAAACUAAUUAUAUCAUUUUUGCAGCAAGGCAAAAACCAGUCGGCUUCCCAAUAAAUCCUGUCUUGUACGAUGAGGUUUUAUUAAAACAAGUAAAGGUAGUUAAAUUUUUAGGGGUUUUUAUCGACGAGCAUCUAACGUGGAAGCCGCAUAUUACUUAUAUAUGUAAGAAAAUUUCAAAAUCUAUUGGCGUCAUGUUUAGGUCUCGUUUCUUUCUUUCUGAAACAACAAAAAGUCUCUUUAUUAUACCUUAAUUUAUCCUUAUUUAACAUAUUGUACCACAGUUUGGUCCUCCACUUAUGUAACAAACCUUAAUAGAAUUUUUCUUCUACAAAAGCGAGCAGUACGAAUUAUUACAAAUGCAGAUUUUCGCGCGCUCUGA